AUGGUUAGAGGUUCCACAUCGACAUUUUAUUUUGAAACAUAUGUAAACGAGGAGAAAUUAUUACAGAUACUACAAUGUUUUUUAAAAAGUGGCUCUCUGUCGUAUUAUCGUUAUUUAUCAUACGUUCUUACACGUAUUAAUGGAAAAGAUUGUGUGAAAAUUAUUGGCGUAUUACAAUUUGUUAAGCGUUCUUCAACACGAACAGUUCGGGCUUUGUUUGAAAGUGGAGAUGUUUAUAUUGACACAAUUCAACCCAGUCAGAAACCGAAUGUUUUAUCAUUUAUGAAAAUGUAUGUGUUGGGGAGUCGUCAUCGUGUGGAAUGGUCUGAAACCAAAUGGUCUAAAACAUCAUUUAGUUUUGGCGGUCGAAAAAUAUUUAAUAAGGAAUUUGAAAAAAUGGAACCCUAUAUUAAAACAUUGGAAUUUUCUAGAAAAUAUGAUAAGGAUGAUUUUCCCUAUGACUUACCUGGUGCUAGAAUAAUUUGUAAAUUUAAAGCUCAUUUAGAUAGAUGUAUAAUGAACAUUUAG
Messenger RNA from Paramuricea clavata, 528 nucleotides. NCBI's taxonomy places the organism in Eukaryota, Metazoa, Cnidaria, Anthozoa, Malacalcyonacea, Plexauridae. The record is from the annotation of a GenBank genome assembly.